AUGGCUCCAAGACCACAAGUGGGGACCGACUCCUCCCGGACCCCCCCCUCCUUAGACAACGAUGCUCAGGUUAAAGAUGCCGCCAUCCUGCCGGCUUACUCCACCGUGGACCUGGUGAAACAGGAUCCAGAUGCAGAGAACCCCUGGGACCUCCCGGAGCUCAAAGACCUGGGGGUCAGGUGGUCAGACCUGGACACAAAGGGGAAGCUCAUGAGGGUGCUGACCGGCGUCGCCAAGACCCUGGUGCUGCUCGGGCUCCUCUACCUGUUCAUCUGCUCACUGGACGUCCUCAGCUCGGCCUUCCAGCUCGUCGGAGGCAAAGCUGCUGGUGACAUCUUCCAGGACAAUGUGAUAUUGUCCAACCCUGUGGCCGGGCUGGUGAUCGGGGUGUUAGUCACAGUGCUGGUGCAGAGCUCCAGCACCUCCUCCUCUAUUGUGGUCAGCAUGGUGUCCUCUGGAUUGCUGGAUGUCCAGUCCGCCGUGCCGAUCAUUAUGGGCGCCAACAUCGGAACAUCGGUCACCAACACCAUCGUGGCGAUGAUGCAGGCGGGCGACCGGAACGAGUUCCGCAGGGCCUUCGCGGGCGCCACGGUCCACGACUUCUUCAACUGGCUGGCGGUGUUGAUUCUUCUGCCCCUGGAAGUCGCCACGGGCGUUCUGUACAAACUCACCCACCUCAUCAUCGAAUCCUUCAACAUCCAGGGCGGAGAGAACGCCCCCGACCUGCUCAACGUCAUCACGGACCCCCUCACCGACUCCAUCAUCCAGCUGGAUAAAUCUGUCAUCACCGGCAUUGCCACCGGCGACCCGGCAGCCAGAAACAAGAGUCUGAUCAAAAUAUGGUGCAAGAAGGAGACCAACACGACCUUCUGGAAUGCGACGGUGGGAAACUGCACCGCCGGUUCUGUGUGCUGGGACGAAGGAAACCUGACCUGGACCCAGAUGAACUCGUCUUGGACCAUCUACCAAGAGAAAUGCUUUCACAUCUUCGUCAACGCCAACCUGCCGGACCUGGCGGUGGGCCUCAUCCUGCUGGCCCUGUCUCUGCUCACGCUCUGCACCUGCCUCAUCCUCAUCGUCAAGCUGCUCAACUCCAUGCUGAAGGGCCAGGUGGCUGUGGUCAUCAAGAAGGUGCUCAACACAGACUUCCCCUUCCCCUUCGCCUGGGUGACCGGCUACAUCGCCAUGCUGGUGGGCGCGGGGAUGACCUUCAUCGUGCAGAGCAGCUCCGUCUUCACCUCGGCUAUAACUCCGCUCGUCGGCAUUGGUGUCAUCAGCCUGGAGAGGGCGUAUCCUCUGACCCUGGGUUCAAACAUCGGGACGACGACCACGGCGAUACUCGCCGCGAUGGCGAGCCCCGGAGAGACGCUGGCCAACUCCCUGCAGAUCGCACUUUGCCACUUCUUCUUCAACGUCAUGGGCAUCUUACUGUUGUACCCCAUCCCCUUCACGCGGGUGCCCAUCAGGCUGGCCCGGGGGCUGGGGAACCGGACGGCGGAAUACCGCUGGUUCGCCGGCGUCUACCUCUUCCUGUGCUUCCUGGUGUUCCCCCUGACCGUGUUCGGCCUGUCGCUGGCCGGCUGGCAAGUGCUGGUCGGCGUCGGCGUGCCCUUCGUGGCGCUGGUCGUCUUCGCGAUCGUGGUGAACGUGAUGCAGUCGCGCUGCGUCCGCUUCCUGCCCUCGUGCCUCCAGAACUGGGACUUCCUGCCCCGGCCGCUGCACUCCAUGGAGCCGUGGGACGCCGCGGUCACCGCCGUCUUCGGCUUCUGCGGCAAACGCUGCUGCUGCUGCUGCAAGUGCUGCAGAGAGGACGGCGAGAAGGGGAGGAGGAACAGCAAGAAGAGCCUGGAGAUGUACGACAACCCCGCCAUGGCGGGAGAUGAGGAAGCGGUCGUCAAGGCGACGCAGCUUUAA
This is a messenger RNA of Cyclopterus lumpus (lumpfish), 1914 nucleotides long. It is a transcript of the gene slc34a2b, whose product is annotated as solute carrier family 34 member 2b. Gene Ontology annotation, biological process: sodium-dependent phosphate transport; intracellular phosphate ion homeostasis. The transcript has 12 exons. Gene Ontology annotation, cellular component: apical plasma membrane; brush border; vesicle. The coding region runs from base 1 to 1914 and encodes 637 amino acids. Gene Ontology annotation, molecular function: sodium:phosphate symporter activity. Lineage: Eukaryota; Metazoa; Chordata; Actinopteri; Perciformes; Cyclopteridae. The record is from RefSeq and is a predicted model, not a curated record.